Messenger RNA from Austrofundulus limnaeus, 1848 nucleotides. RefSeq names its product RAS guanyl-releasing protein 1. Gene Ontology annotation, molecular function: guanyl-nucleotide exchange factor activity; calcium ion binding. NCBI's taxonomy places the organism in Eukaryota, Metazoa, Chordata, Actinopteri, Cyprinodontiformes, Rivulidae. The record is from RefSeq and is a predicted model, not a curated record. Gene Ontology annotation, biological process: Ras protein signal transduction. Gene Ontology annotation, cellular component: plasma membrane.
CUCUCUUUAGACCUGUAUUACACCGAGGACGAGAUAUAUGAACUUUCAUACACCAAGGAGCCUAAAAACCCCAAGAUUCAGCCUGCCACGCCCCCGGUGGUGGCGGAGUGGGGGUCGGGGGUCACCCCCAGGCUCGACUCGGACACCAUCUCCAAACACGUCAAGCAGAUGGUGGAUUCCGUCAUGAAGAACUACGACCAGAACCAGGACGGCUACAUUUCGCUGGAGGACUUUGAAAAAAUAGCAGCCAACUUCCCUUUUUCCUUCUGCACUCAAGAAACUGACAGGGAGGGGCAGAUCAGCCGGGAGGAAAUCAUGUCCUACUUCAUGAGGGGGAUGUCUGUGUGCGCCAAGCUGGGCUACAACUUCAAAGACGCGCACAACUUCCACGAAACCACGUACAAGAGGCCGACAUUCUGCGACACGUGUGGACGCUUCCUGUGGGGAGUCAUCAAACAGGGUUACCACUGCAAAGAUUGUGGGAUCAACUGUCACAGACACUGUCGAGAUCUGGUGAGGAUGGAGUGCCAGAAGAAACACAAGAACACAACCGGGUCGUGUCCCUGCACCCCUGCUCCCGACUCCAGAACCAAGGGCAACAGCUGGAGUUCUGAGGAGGAGGCCUUCGUUUUCCCACAGAGCAACGAGACGGAACACAAGCUGUCGGACUGCUCCACUCAGACGGAUCCUGGGGUUUGGACCCCCGAGAGGAAGGACAGGAGGGGGAACCAUGUGAACUCCGUCGUCCACGGGUCUGCAGAGAAAAGGGCCAACACGCUGCCACACAGAGGCCGAGGAUGCUCCGUGCCCGUCUCCUUCCUGCAGGACAAGAUGGAUGAGCUACAUCUGCACAAAGACAAAAGCAGAGAGCCGGACUGAGCGCUCCUCUUCCUCCUCGGGACAAAACGAACCUCGUCRGGGGGGGGUGAACCGAUGAAGGACCUUCAAUCUGGAGAAGCAGCAGCUGGAAACGAACUGCUUAAAACUAGUUUUAAAUCUCAUCUUCGAUGGUUUGGCUUUGUUUUAAAUUCAAAUACUGGUUUUUGUUUUGUAAUUUAUAAACACCUUUUUUUAUUUUAGAACAUGUGCCUUGGAUUUCUGGUGCUAGAACAUAUGAAAAACAAACAUUUGUUGAUCUCAUGUGGUUUCAGAGCAGGGUAGGAAAUUAACACUAAGAGCAGCAAAAUCCUCGGUCCGUUUGGCAGCUAUCAGACAACUGGUUCAUGAAUUUAUUUGGAAAAACAGAAAUCCUAAUUAUUUGGCUUUGGAUUGUGAGACAACACUCACCGGUCACUUUAUCAGGCGGCACCAGGUCGGACCCACUUUGAAAUUUAGUUCUUCAACCGGCAACAAAGUGUUUUAAUGGAUUUGGUUUAGUUUUUGGCAGUAUCACUGGGACAAGUGCUGAAAAUAACCGUGAUUAUGUCCAUUUAACAGGAUGGAAGAAUUUCUCAUUAUUUUAUUGGAAAAAACGUGAAUUUCUAACAAACAAAUCACUUAAAUUAGAUUUUUUUUUAAUUAAGAGGUUCUAAAAGUUGUAAGAAGUGAUUAUAUUUGUGUGACUCAUUUAAAGCGGACCUCAAAGUGACCGGUGAUUGUAGAACCAUUUCAGCGUUGCAGCUUUAGAAAAUGUUUUUUUUUUUUUGUUUAAUUUGGUUUUUGAGCAACAGGAGUGAAAACUCACCCAAAAUGUUUAUUUCCUGCCCUGAAGACACUUCGGACUCUCAGAUUUCUUCUCCAAGUUCACCUACGCUUCAUUAAAACGACACUGGAACAAUUUAUUUCAAGACGACUUUCAACUUUUUUUUCUUCUUUUUUGUUCAUUAUUAAAAAAAGUGGAUAAACCAA